UUGUUGUGGUUCCUUCAACACAGUUAAAAGACUGGACCUUUUAUCAGAACUAAUUUAAGUCUUUCUUCACUGAAAAUGAUUUUUCUAACUUCAAGACUUGAAUCUAAACUGUGAAUGUAAAAAAUAUAUUUAUAAAAGACAUUUAUCACAUGUUUCCAUUUUUUCAUUGUACUCAUUUGUUUUGUUGUGAUCAAUUCUUCAUAAUAUAUUUAAUGUAAUAAUCGAAGUAGAAUUGAAUGAAAACUAUCUUCCCAACAAUGGAUGUGUUUUUUUUUAUUUCAACAUGUUGUGUUAUUUGACUUUUGAAACGAGUAUCUGUACUUUGCAGGAAAAUAUAAGGAUGUUAGAUUUGUAUUUGAAAUUGUUUCAAUCGUGCAAAUGUUCUCUCACAGCCUCACAAAUGGUCAAAACCUGAAUGCAGAGUUGCUGCUGGACAUUUCUAGAGAAGGAAACUUCGCCCACUUACAGGAAAUGAUUGUAAAGUUGGGGGAUGUUCAGAUCUGCAGUGGUCCAGUGCACACACACAGUCUGCAUCAGAAGCUGAUAGACGAAGAGCUGAAGACAUGGCACCAACGUUUAAUGGAAAACCAGGAGACCUGAUCGAGAUCUUCCGUAAGGACUAUCAGCACUGGGCCGUCUACAUCGGAGAGAAUGAAGUGGUUCAUUUCACCACAGGGGGUGGUCAGUCAUCUGGCUCGUUGAGGCUUCUGAGCAGCAGCGCUGGGAAGGUCAAACGUGAGAAGCUCGCCGAUGUGGUCGGCAAUGACCGUUACCAGGUCAACAAUCUGCUGGACAACAGGCGCAAAGCUCGCGAGCCUUCCGUCAUAGUGAUGGAGGCCCGUGCGAUGGUGGGCCGCGAGCUAUCGUACAACGUUGCCACUUACAACUGUGAGCACUUUGCUGUCGAGAUGCGAUACGGCAAGGCAGAGUCUCUGCAGGUUAUUAAAACAUUGAUCACAGUCGCCAUCGUCACCCCAGUCGCUGCAGUCGUCGCAGGCCCCGUAGUCGCCAUAGCCGCUGUAGCAGUUGGGGCAUUUGCUUUAUGUAGAUCUCUGUUUAGCAGUCGUUCCAGCAGUUAAGAGGAAGAGGAAGACAACAAGAACAAAACAAGAACAAAUCCCAAACACUGGCAACAAUGAAUGUUGGCAUGUAGCUGACAGUGAUUAUGAUUUAAACUUUUGAAAUAAACGAUCUCACUUGUGAAAUCUGGAGAGAAAAAGGUUGUUGUUCAACACAGUUAAAAGACUUGACCUUGAAUCAGAUAAGACAAUAAGGCAUUAAAUCAUCUGGAUGAUCAGACUAAAGACACAUCUCUUCAGACUUCACCUUGGAUAAAAGAUAAAAUAUAUACUUCUAUAUCUGUUUAGUAGCACCUAUAUAUAUCUAGUAGCACUUAUAUAACACUUACAUAUAGCACUUUGUAGUUUGGCUUUCUUGAAGCAAAUUGUACUUGAUUCUUGUUGUUCUGGGUUUGUUCUCUCAUGGUUGAUGCUCUUAUUGUCACUUUGGAUAAAAGCGUCAGCUAAUUGAAAUGUGA
Molecule: messenger RNA, 1537 nt
Organism: Hippoglossus stenolepis (Pacific halibut)
Lineage: Eukaryota; Metazoa; Chordata; Actinopteri; Pleuronectiformes; Pleuronectidae
Product: phospholipase A and acyltransferase 4-like
Exons: 4
Coding region: 564-1079 (171 amino acids)
Biological process (GO): N-acylphosphatidylethanolamine metabolic process
Cellular component (GO): cytoplasm
Molecular function (GO): A2-type glycerophospholipase activity; glycerophospholipid phospholipase A1 activity
Source: RefSeq, a predicted model, not a curated record